UUUGUACUUCCAUCGCUAGCCCGCUCACAGCGACCCAACCGCGGAGGAAAUCGACGUCCCGGGCGGACAUGUUGUCGUUUUUGCGUGCUUGAGACCCACACCGUCGACAGCCGGCGCCGAUGUGCGGCCGGACCCGAGGCAAGGAGCCACGGAGAGCGGAGAGAUCGGCCCGAACAGCGUCCUCCUGUAGCUGCCGCUCAAGCAGCUAACGCGGCUAACACUUGACUGGAGAUCAAGCUAGCUGGCUGGCUGACAGCUGGUCCGGCUAGCUCCGCGUCCCCGACACCCCCGUGGAUUUACUCGCUGCAACAAUGACUUGUCUCUGACAGUGAGAGGACUGAGGCCCAGCUGGUUGUCACACUGGUGGAAGCAGAACCCAUUAACAGAGAAGGUGGGUCUGUGCAGACUGCGGUGAAGUGGAUGAACAGAACCGACCGAGUGGCCCAUGCCCUUAGAUUUGACCUGCCACAGCUGCCAAUAUGAUGCCAAUGAUAUUGACGGUGUACCUCAGUGAUGGGGAACAGGCCGUGACUGAGGUGCCCAUCACCCCUGAGACGACGUGCCGCGACGUGGUCGAGUUCUGCAAGGAGCCCGGCGAGAGCGGCUGCCACCUGGCUGAGGUCUGGAGAGGCAACGAGCGAGCCAUCCCCUUCGAGCACAUGAUGUACGAACACCUGCAGAAAUGGGGGCCUCGGAAACAAGAGGUCAAGUUCUUCCUCCGGCACGAGGAUUCACCAACGGAGAGCAGCGAUCAAGGGAGUCAGCAGUCUCAGGAUCAGACGAGUCGCAGGAGUGGAAACACUGGAGAGAAGCACAAUGAGAACGGGGUGGGGAAUCAGCGUGUGGAGCUCACGCUGUCAGAGCUGCAGGAGAUGGCCACACGGCAGCAGCAGCAAAUCGAGGCUCAGCAGCAGAUGCUUGUGGCGAAGGAGCAACGUUUGCGUUACCUGAAGCAGCAGGAGCGGCGCCAGCAGCAAACCGUGUCGGAGAGCGAGAAGCUGCAGAGGCUAAAGGACCGGGUGGAGAGCCAGGAGGCAAAGCUCAAGAAGAUCCGGGCAAUGAGAGGCCAGGUGGACUACAGCAAGGUCAUCAACGGAAACUUGUCUGUAGAGAUUGAGCAAGUCAGCAGCCUGUUCCAAGAGAAGCAGGAAGAGUUGCAAUCUGCUGUGCUGAGGGUGGAGCAGCUCAGCCUGCAGCUGGAGGACCUGCGGAGAGGGAAGCUCAACGGCAUACAGACCGUGUUGGGCGGCCAAGUAACCGGCGUCGCAGCCCUGGAGCUCCGUAAGCUCUACCAGGAGCUUCAGAUUCGGAACAAGUUGAACCACGAGCAGAACAGCAAGCUGCAGCAGCAGAAGGAGCUUCUGAACAAGCGCAACAUGGAAGUGACGCUCAUGGACAAGCGCAUCAGUGAGCUGCGGGAACGCCUCUACAAGAAAAAAGCUGAGCUGAACAGAGCCAACGGGCCUCCCUCUCCACAGCCGGCUCCUGGGACUCUGGGCCGCGUCGCCGCUGUGGGGCCGUACAUCCAGGUCCCUGCAUCGGGCCGACCGGAAGGAGGCUACACCAUGCCACCCGAUCCACUGAAGCCUCAGACCCUGGGUGUCAACAAUCAAGCCAACCACGGCCGCACCAAGUCAGCUAAUGACCCUGGUUGGCCGACUCUUGGGAAGACGAACACAACUCUAAAGCCUCCAGAGAGAAGAAACUCAGGCUCUGAUACUCAUGGAAAAAGCCCCCCCUCAGGGUCGCCCGUCGCUCCGAGUGCAGAAAAGGUGCUACAAUCCAAAAUGUCUGUCUCCUCCCCUGCCAUAUCCAAGCCACAGCCGCCUCCCUAUGGCUCCCACCUCAUCACUGCGAACUCCGCCAGCUCCUUGGAGCGCCGAAAGGAUGUUCCUCCUCCUCCUCGACCACUCCCCAACCCGCCGGCUCCUGCUUGGCCCCGCACCGCCCCCUCCUCCACGGGCUCAUCCUCCCAGCAGAUCCAGCAGCGAAUCUCGGUGCCACCGAGCCCCACCCUACAGCCCAACAUGCCGCUGUUCCCCCCCGGGCUGAGCGAGCGCCUCGACCCGCCUCCCGCUGUGGCAGUACGGCCCUUCAUCCCAGACAGAGGGUCGCGGCCCCAGUCGCCCCGUAAAGGUCCACCCACUAUGAACUCCAGCUCCAUCUAUCACAUGUACCUCCAGCAGGCAGCGCCAAAGAGCCAGCCACUCAAGCCUGCGCUCAAAGCUGUUUACGGAAAGCCUGUACUCCCCUCUAGCUCGACCCCCCCGUCGCCACUGCCUUUCGUCCAGGCAGGAGGGGCCUUCCCAUUGCUCCACUGCCCCCCCGGCGGUGACGACACUCUGGACGGAGAAAUUGACGACCUCGAUGGCUUCCAGCACCUGGAGCCCUCAGCGCCUCCUCCCAGCGUGGAGAACAUCCCUCGACCACUCAGCCCUACGAAGCUCACGCCCAUGGUACACUCCCCGCUGCGCUACCAGAGUGACGCCGACCUCGAGGUGCUCCGUAAAAAGCUGGCCAACGCCCCGAGACCCCUCAAGAAGCGCAGCUCCAUCACAGAACCGGAGGGCCCCAGCGGACCCAACAUCCAGAAACUGCUCUACCAGAGAUUCAACACUCUCGCCGGAGGCAUCGAGGGAAAUGGAGUCAGUGGAUCAGGAGGAGGCAACGGGGCAGGGAAUGGAACGCCGUUCUAUCAGCCGGCCAAUCCUCCCGGAUAUCUGGGAGGUGAGUCUGGGGCUGAUACAGACAAUGGCAACCUCCCGUCUGGAAUGCCGCUACCGCCCCCACCUGGGGCAGAGGAGCUGGGCUCUGAGGCUACACCUCCAUCUUCUGACGCUAACGACAAUGAUCCGCUGCCCCCGUCGCCAGAAGGGCUGGAGGAUCCCGCAGAGGAGGAGGAAGCCGAAGAUGACAAUAACAACAACGUGGGAACCUCGGAGGCGUCGCUGCCGAGCCCGCUGCUGGAGGUCAGCACUCCAGAGGAGAGCGGCAUGGCGGCCUCACAGGCUCUGGAGAAACGCACAAACCUGAAGAAGCCGAACUCGGAGCGCACGGGUCACGGCUUCAGAGUCAAGUUCAACCCUCUGGCUCUGCUGCUCGACGCCUCCUUAGAGGGAGAGUUUGAUCUCGUCCAGAGGAUCAUCUACGAGGUGGAGAAUCCAAGCACUGCCAACGACGAGGGCAUCACCCCCCUGCACAACGCCGUGUGCGCCGGACAUCACCACAUCGUCAAGUUCCUGCUGGAUUUCGGCGUGAACGUCAACGCUGCCGACAGCGACGGCUGGACGCCGCUCCACUGCGCCGCCUCCUGUAACAGCGUCCAUCUCUGCAAGGUGCUGGUGGAGUCGGGCGCGGCCAUCUUCGCCAGCACCAUCAGCGAUGUGGAGACUGCUGCCGAAAAGUGUGAAGAAAUGGAAGAGGGUUUCAUCCAGUGCUCCCAGUUUUUAUACGGUGUUCAGGAGAAGUUGGGUGUGAUGAACAAGGGGACGGUUUACGCUCUCUGGGACCACGAGGCUCAGAACCAGGACGAGCUGUCUUUCGGCGAGGGGGACCCCAUCACCAUCGUGCGACGGCAGGACGACCGCGAAACCGAUUGGUGGUGGGCGCGGCUCGAAGACCACGAGGGCUUCGUGCCCCGCAACCUGAUCGGGCUCUAUCCUCGCAUCAAACCUCGUCAGCGCUCGCUGGCGUAGCGUCUCCCUUCACCGACCUGUGGCGAACAGCUGGGCCAGCGACAAAAACCAAGAGCAGAGAACAAAAAGGAGCGCGGCGCUCCGACUUCU
Messenger RNA from Pleuronectes platessa (European plaice), 3785 nucleotides. Its product is annotated as apoptosis-stimulating of p53 protein 1-like. NCBI's taxonomy places the organism in Eukaryota, Metazoa, Chordata, Actinopteri, Pleuronectiformes, Pleuronectidae. Gene Ontology annotation, biological process: regulation of apoptotic process. Gene Ontology annotation, cellular component: nucleus. Gene Ontology annotation, molecular function: p53 binding. The record is from RefSeq and is a predicted model, not a curated record.